Molecule: messenger RNA, 1661 nt
Organism: Amyelois transitella
Lineage: Eukaryota; Metazoa; Arthropoda; Insecta; Lepidoptera; Pyralidae
Product: U6 small nuclear RNA (adenine-(43)-N(6))-methyltransferase
Exons: 7
Coding region: 246-1661 (471 amino acids)
Biological process (GO): rRNA base methylation
Cellular component (GO): nucleus
Molecular function (GO): 23S rRNA (adenine(1618)-N(6))-methyltransferase activity
Source: RefSeq, a predicted model, not a curated record
AAUCUGUGAUUUAUACACUUUAUUACAAUUUCUAUGGUCUUUUAAUACAAUUUAUUUGCUCUUGUUUAAUUUUGCACUGCAUAGGUUUUGCAUUUGUAAUUUUAAAAUAAAUACAUUAUAAGCGAACUUGCAUCUUCUUAUAUCAAUCAGAAUCAAAUCUAUUAUUCCAGCUGUUCGCAUCAAUUAACUAAAAUAUUAUAGUAUAUGAAAAGUUCAAGUCAAGUUCAUCAAUAACUAAGUUUAGAAUGGCUGUCAAUAAAUUUAUGCACCCACGAAACAUAUACAGGCAUCCACCUGAUUUUGUGAUAUUAGCUAAAAAAUAUGCAGAGUUUGCCUCGAUUGCGAAAAUGGAUAUAACUGGCAGAGUUAGUAUUGAUUUCAAGGAUCCCCAUAGCCUAAGAGUUCUAACCAAAUGUUUGUUAAAGUCGGAUUUUAAUCUUGAUGUAGACAUCCCAGAAGAUAGGUUAGUUCCAACUUUACCACUUCGACUCAAUUAUAUACUGUGGGUGGAAGAUAUUCUAAAAGCAAUAAAUAAUGGUAGUGAAGUUUGUGGUUUGGAUAUUGGAACAGGUGCAUGCGCUGUGUAUCCUCUGCUAGCUGCUGCUAAGAACAAGUGGCAUAUGAUUGGAACAGAAACUGAUGAUGCCAGUCUUCUAAAGGCUCAACAAAAUGUCCAAAAGAACAACUUACAAGAAAUUAUAGCAGUGAAAAAGAACCCAACAUCGACAGUGAUUGAAUAUGUACUGUCUGAAGAACAAGACAAAAUUUAUCAUUUCACCAUGUGCAACCCUCCAUUCUAUAGCAGUUUCCAAGAGCUGUGGGAAUCAAGAAGCCCUGCAAGGGUACCACCCAAAAAUGGAUUUACCGGUUCUCCUCAAGAGCUUAUCACUGAAGGUGGUGAAUUAGAAUUUUGUAAAAAGUUUAUUGAUGAAAGUAAAAAUCACAAAAAUAGAGUUCUAGUAUAUACAACAAUGGUUGGUCAUAAAUACAAUUUGAAGGAAUUAGUGGAGUAUUUAAAAUCUGAAGGAAUAAAAAAUACUCAUACAGAGUUCUGCCAGGGUCGUGUGACACGUUGGGGUCUUGCUUGGACAUAUCAAGACUAUGAUAUUUACACCUUAGUGCCACCAAGGGAUCAACCACGCAAAAAAAAACUCCCGAUAGCUUUUUUACUGCCUCAAAUACCUAACAGCUCCUACGAUGUGGAGACUACAACAAAUAAACUUAAAGCAAUCAUGAAUGCUUUACAUAUAAACUACAAGGUGAUCAAUAAGCGAGGUAACAAUAUACUACUAGACAUUGUAGCGCCUACAAACACUUGGUCCAAUCAGAGACGUAAAAGGAGGCUCAUGAAGAGAUUAGUUACAGAUGAUCCAAAGAGACCGAAAAUGAAAGAUGUUACUGAAUCAACUAGUAAGUUAUCAACUACACCUGACAGCCAAAGCAUACCUAAUACUAAGUCUGAUGAAGUAUCUGAAGAAUUAAGUAGUAUAAAUGACACUAAUACUGAUACUGAACCUAACACCAAUCCUGUGGUACAUGCGACAUUGAAAAUUGUAAAGAAAGAUUGUGAUAUAAUAAUGGAAAUGGAAUUUUUGAGUGGAACUGGUGGCAAAGAAGGUCUACAUCAAAUAGUGCAGUAUAUUAAAAAUAAUUGGAAAUGA